AUGGAAGGUAAAAAGCAACAAAAGCAUUUUGUUCUAGUACAUGGUGUUUGCCAUGGAGCUUGGUGCUGGUACAGGCUACAAUCCCUGCUGGAGGCGGAGGGCCACCGCGUCACGGCGAUUGACCUUGCAGCCUCCGGCAUCAACCCGAAAAAACUAGAUGAGCUUCACACAUUUUCCGACUAUACAGAGCCAUUAUUCGAGGUAAUGGAGUCGAUUCCACCAUACGAAAAGGUGGUUCUAGUUGGACAUAGUCUUGGUGGCAUGAACAUGGCUUUUGCAAUGGAGAAAUAUCCUCACAAGAUUUCUGUUGCUAUUUUUAUUACGGCAAUCAUGCCUGACACUGUACAUAGGCCAAGCUAUUUUUUUGAACAGGGUAUGGAAGANGCUCUUUGGUCCACAGUACACAUCAUCCAAGCUAUAUCAACUAUGCCCUUAUGA
Messenger RNA from Fraxinus pennsylvanica, 438 nucleotides. The record is from the annotation of a GenBank genome assembly. Lineage: Eukaryota; Viridiplantae; Streptophyta; Magnoliopsida; Lamiales; Oleaceae.